GGGCUCAUUCAGCAGCGGGGAGCUGCCUGCGAGGGGGAGCGGCCAGGCAGAGAGCGCGACUCGUCCCGGGGGUGGGGCCGGACGCAGCGGCUAGAGCCGACGGAGGUGGCCGCGGCGGCAGCAGCGCGGCAGCCUCGAACCCGGCCCGGAGCGCAGGGCGGCCGCCGCACCGCGCAGCUCCCCGCUCCCUCCCCGGUGCGCCGGCCCUCCCAUGGCGGCCGCGGGGCAGCUGUGGCUGCUCUACCUGUCGGCGGGGCUCCUGCCCCGGCUCGGCGCUGCCUUCAACUUGGACACCCGCGAGGACAAUGUGAUCCGGAAAACUGGGGACCCCGGGAGCCUCUUCGGCUUCUCGCUGGCCAUGCACUGGCAACUGCAGCCCGAGGAUAAGCGGCUGUUGCUUGUGGGGGCCCCUCGGGCAGUGGCCCUUCCAUUGCAGAAGGCCAACAGAACAGGAGGCUUAUACAGCUGUGACAUCACCUCUCGGGACCCUUGCACACGGAUUGAGUUUGAUAACAAUGCUGACCCUUUAUCAGAAAGCAAGGAAGAUCAGUGGAUGGGGGUCACUGUCCAGAGCCAAGGGCCUGGUGGCAAAGUUGUGACAUGUGCUCAUCGCUAUGAAAAAAGACAACAUGUUAAUACAAAGCAGGAAUCCCGAGACAUCUUUGGAAGGUGUUACGUCCUGAGUCAGAACCUCAUGAUUGAAGAUGAGAUGGAUGGAGGAGAAUGGUGUUUUUGUGAUGGCCGAUUGAGAGGCCAUGAAAAAUUUGGUUCUUGCCAGCAAGGUGUAGCAGCUACUUUUACUAAAGACUUUCAUUACAUUGUCUUUGGAGCCCCAGGCACUUACAACUGGAAAGGGAUUGUUCGCGUAGAACAAAAGAAUAACACUUUUUUUGACAUGAACAUCUUUGAAGAUGGGCCUUAUGAAGUUGGUGGAGAGACUGACCAUGAUGAAAGUCUAGUUCCUGUUCCUGCUAACAGUUACUUAGGCUUUUCUCUGGACUCAGGGAAAGGGAUUACUUCUAAAGAUGACAUCACUUUUGUAUCCGGUGCUCCGAGAGCCAAUCACAGUGGAGCUGUGGUCUUGCUAAAAAGAGACAUGAAGUCUGCACAGUAUCUUCUCCCCGAGCACAUAUUUGACGGGGAAGGUCUGGCUUCUUCAUUUGGCUACGACGUGGCGGUUGUGGACCUUAACAAGGAUGGGUGGCAAGAUAUAGUGAUUGGUGCCCCACAGUAUUUUGACAGAGAUGGAGAAGUUGGAGGUGCAGUGUAUGUCUACAUGAACCAGCAAGGCAAAUGGAAAAAUGUCAAGCCAAUUCGUCUUAAUGGAACCAAAGAUUCUAUGUUUGGCAUUGCUGUCAAAAAUAUUGGCGAUAUUAAUCAAGAUGGCUACCCAGAUAUUGCAGUUGGAGCUCCCUAUGAUGAUAAUGGAAAGGUUUUUAUCUAUCAUGGAUCCACGAAUGGAAUAAAUACCAAACCAACACAGGUUCUCGAGGGAAAGUCACGCUUUUUUGGAUAUUCAAUUGCUGGGAAUAUGGACCUUGAUAGAAAUUCCUACCCCGAUGUUGCUGUUGGCUCCCUGUCAGAUUCAGUAACUAUUUUCAGAUCCAGGCCUGUGAUUAAUAUUCAGAAAACCAUCACGGUAACACCCAACAGGAUUGAUCUCCGCCAGAAAACGGCCUGCGGGGCGCCCAGCGGGAUCUGCCUCAAGGUUAAGGCCUGCUUUGACUAUACUGCCAAACCCACUGGUUACAAUCCUUCAAUAUCCAUUGUGGGCACACUGGAGGCUGAAAAGGAGAGAAGAAAAUCUGGGCUGUCAUCAAGAGUUCAGUUUCGAAACCAAGGUUCCGAGCCCAAGUAUACUAAAGAAAUAACUCUGUCCAGGCAGAAGCAGAAGGUGUGCAUGGAGGAAACCCUCUGGCUGCAGGAAAAUAUCAGAGAUAAACUGCGUCCCAUCCCCAUAACUGCUUCAGUAGAGAUCCAGGAGCCAAACACUCGGAGGCGAGUGAAUUCACUUCCAGAGAUUUUUCCAAUUCUGAAUUCAAAUGAGCCCAAGAUGAUUCAUACAGAUGUGCACUUCUUAAAAGAGGGAUGUGGAGACGACAACGUAUGUAACAGCAACCUUAAACUAGAAUACAAGUUCGGUACCCGAGAGGGAAAUCAGGACAAAUUUUCUUAUCUCCCCAUUCAAAAAGGGGUUCCAGAACUAGUUCUAAAAGAUCAGAAGGACAUUGCUUUAGAAAUAACAGUGACCAACAGCCCUUCCGACCCGAGGAACCCCACGAAAGAUGGCGAUGAUGCACACGAAGCUAAGCUCAUUGCAACUUUUCCGGACACUCUGACUUACUCCGCAUAUCGAGAACUGAAGGCUUUCCCUGAGAAACAGUUGAGCUGUGUUGCCAACCAGAAUGGGUCACAAGCAGACUGUGAGCUUGGAAAUCCUUUUAAAAGAAAUUCCAGUGUUACUUUUUAUUUGAUUUUAAGUACAACUGAGGUCACCUUUGACACCACAGAUCUGGAUAUUAAUCUGAAGUUGGAAACAACAAGCAAUCAAGAUAAUUUGGCUUCAAUUACAGCGUCUGCAAAAGUGGUUAUUGAACUGCUUUUAUCUGUCUCUGGAGUUGCUAAGCCUUCGCAGGUGUAUUUUGGAGGGACAGUCCUAGGUGAGCAAGCUAUGAAGUCUGAAGAUGAAGUGGGAAGUUUGAUCGAGUAUGAGUUCAGGGUUAUUAACUUGGGCAAACCUCUUAAAAACCUCGGCACAGCAACCUUGAAUAUCCAGUGGCCAAAAGAAAUUAGUAAUGGCAAAUGGUUGCUUUACUUGGUCAAAGUAGAAUCCAAAGGAUUGGAAAAGAUAACUUGCGAGCCAUCAAAUGAAAUAAACCCUCUGGACUUAAAGGAGUCGCACAACUCAAGAAAGAAACGGGAUAUUGCCGAAAAACAGAUUGACGAUAGCAGAAAGUUUUCUUUAUUUGCUGAAAGAAAAUACCAGACCCUUAACUGCAGCGUCAACGUGAACUGCGUGAGGAUCAGCUGCCCGCUGCGUGGGCUGGACAGCAAGGCCUCCGUGGUUCUGCGCUCGAGGUUGUGGAACAGCACGUUUCUAGAGGAAUAUUCUAAAAUGAACUACUUGGACAUUCUCGUGCGGGCUUCCAUUGAUGUAGCUGCUGCCACCGAGAACAUCAAGCUGCCAAACGCAGGCACUCAGGUUCGGGUGACUGUUUUUCCCUCAAAGACUGUAGCUCAGUAUUCAGGAGUCCCCUGGUGGAUCAUCCUAGUGGCUAUUCUUGCUGGAAUUCUGAUGCUUGCUCUAUUAGUUCUUUUAUUAUGGAAGUGUGGAUUCUUUAAACGCUCUAGGUACGAUGACAGCAUUCCCCGAUACCAAGCUGUAAAGAUCCCGAAAGAAGAGCGAGAGAUCAAAGAUGAAAAAUAUAACGAUAACCUGGAAAAAAAGCAGUGGAUCACAAGGUGGAAUGAAAAUGAAAGCUACUCCUAGGGGACCGGAAGAGCUUCAGAGUACCCGAACUACGUUUUCCCCCCAACUCAGAAAUCCAAACGGUUUAAAAGCCUGAUACCUGAAUUUUGAUUUCAGACAGACUACACAUAGUACGAACCUCUAGUUUUGACUUCUGUGGACAUUGUUAUGUAGCCCGAAGCCCCUGUUUUGCACAGCCAAAUGUAAGACUGUUGAAGUGGAUUUUUCUUUAACUGCCUUAAUUUAACUUUGCGGGUUGCCUUUGUUUUCGGUGUGGCUGGCUCGCAGGUGCGUGUGGGAAGGGGCCUGCCCAGGUGCGCUCAUCUGACAUCCCCCCGAUAGUGGAACUGGAGGAAGGCACCCACAGUCACCGUGCCAGUGGAGUGACCAUUGGCAUGGCCUCCGCAAGCAUUCUUCUCGUGGGACUGGAGAACCUGCAAGUCAGCGGUCUCCCAUCACAAGACAAUGCCGUAGGGGUAGUUGUGUUUCAGUUCAAAGUGCUAUCUUAAAUUAAAUGUGCAAUAGAAGGUGAUGUUGCCAUCCUGCCAUCUUUUUCCAUGUCCCAGAUGUGUGAAUACUUGUUCACACCAAAAACAUCCAGAUUUCAUUCUCCCUUUUCACUAAAACACACAGGUGCAAACAGACUUGAAUGCUAGUUAUACUUAUUUGUAUAUGGUAUUUAUUUUUUCUUUUUUUUACAAACCAUUUUGUUAUUGACUAACAGGCCAAAGAUUCUCCAGUUUAUCCUUUAGAUUAAGCAAUCAGAAUUAGAACAUGGGAGGUCAUUGGUUUGACCUAAAGUGUUUACUACAAAAAGAAAAUAAUGCUUUAUAAAUGUACCAGAGAGUUGUUAUAAUUUACAGAUAAGUUUAAGUUAUUAAAGCAUCUUCCUUCAUGACAACCCUUACCCCCUCCCUCCAAGCCCCAAAGGGUUGUUUAAGAAAUGGGAUUAACUGUUAGAUGUUUAAUUCCUAACAGACAUAGCAUGUUUUUGAGUUUAGAGCCCUGUGUGACAAUUCUGAAUUUAAUGCUAUAACUUUCAGGAACUCUUGGAAAUAAUGGGUCUGUUUCUUGACCUUUCGUCACUGCUGUAUAUACAGGACUUGAAAGAAAUGGUGAGUGCCUGUGGCGGGUCCAAACGACCCAGUGGAAGACUACUGAGUGCCCGCUGCCAAGUCAUUAGAACAUGGCUUUUAAGCUUUCAAUACUGUUGGAAUCACUUCAUGGGAGUCAGUGUUCUAUUUUUUUGCUGUGUUUCCUCCCCUAUUUCCCAGAAUUACUUUAGGACUACUCUGACAAAAACUUCAAAUUGUUUUUUAAUUGUAAAAAUGGAGGAGAGGAGGAAGAUAUUCUUCUAUACAUUCAACAGAGCUUGAAUAGAUGUGAAAGCCAGAUUUUAGGAAAUGACUGUGCUUCAGAAUGUCGUCAUGUGGGGAGCAACAGCAAACAGGUGCUAAUUUGUUUGGAUGUAGCGUAAGCCAUGUCUCAUUCUUUUAAAAACAAAACACAGCUUGGAGUUUAACUUUUUUUUUUUCCCUUUGGAAAUCGUAUACCUUUAAGAUACUAAGAACAUUAUUCUAGUUGUACUUUGGAAUUUUCAUUCACAAAAAUUGUUUUACAAAUGAUAUUUUGUUUACAAAAAUUUAUCAAGAACAGGUCAUAACUGUUUAAAAUCUCAGUUUCUUGCUUAGGUAACUUGGACCUAAUGCACUGGCUUUGUAGGUUGCUAAGAAGCUGAUAUUUUGAACUUGUUAUAAAGACGAAUGUCCUUGAAAAGGGGCGAGGGGGGUGAAAGGUGAUUCAGUAACAAAGAAACAAGAAUGUAGUGGUGUUUAAGUUCAUAGUUGUGAAAACGUCAUCUCAAGUCAAGUCACUGGUCUGUUCGCAUUUGAUACAUUUUUAUACUAACUAGCAUUGUAAAAUUAUUUCAUGAUUAGAAAAUACCUGUGGAUAUUUGUAUAAAAGUGUGAAAUAAAUUUUUUUA
Molossus molossus (Pallas's mastiff bat) is the source of this 5453-nucleotide messenger RNA. RefSeq names its product integrin subunit alpha 6 (gene ITGA6). Gene Ontology annotation, molecular function: integrin binding. NCBI's taxonomy places the organism in Eukaryota, Metazoa, Chordata, Mammalia, Chiroptera, Molossidae. Gene Ontology annotation, cellular component: integrin complex; external side of plasma membrane. The coding region runs from base 212 to 3490 and encodes 1092 amino acids. The transcript has 25 exons. The record is from RefSeq and is a predicted model, not a curated record. Gene Ontology annotation, biological process: cell adhesion mediated by integrin; integrin-mediated signaling pathway; cell-matrix adhesion.